Girardinichthys multiradiatus is the source of this 2627-nucleotide messenger RNA. RefSeq names its product solute carrier family 38 member 7 (gene slc38a7). The transcript has 12 exons. The record is from RefSeq and is a predicted model, not a curated record. Lineage: Eukaryota; Metazoa; Chordata; Actinopteri; Cyprinodontiformes; Goodeidae. The coding region runs from base 255 to 1625 and encodes 456 amino acids. Gene Ontology annotation, biological process: amino acid transmembrane transport. Gene Ontology annotation, molecular function: L-methionine transmembrane transporter activity; L-aspartate transmembrane transporter activity; L-serine transmembrane transporter activity.
GGAGCUGCCCCAAACACUGAAGGCUCAGGCAUUCUCUGCGGCGGAAGCAGGCGGUGAAGUUCACGGCAGAUUUUCCUGGUUCGUUUCCUAACGGCGGACUGGUACCGAUACAUUUAAACCAGAUUGAUCUCAAGCAGUACACAGCCUCACAAUUCCAAGAUCCCUCCCGUUUACUGAGAAGCUUCAGCGGAGCUUCACUGUUCUCCAGCUGACGCCCCUCCUCCUUACUGCUUCACCCAGGGUCUCCUUUUCUCAUGGCAAUCAACACUGACAUUGAAGACUGGGGCAGCGUCGCUAGCACUGACUCAGGAGAACGAGCAUGGCUCCUGCAGAGCCCCAGCGUGGAUUCUGCCCGGCACCCUGAGGAAGACGAGAGGAGCCGGGGCGUGUCGCCAUUGGGCGCCGUCUUCAUCGUGGUGAAUGCAGCGCUGGGUGCGGGGUUGCUCAACUUCCCUGCAGCCUUCAGCAUGGCGGGGGGAGUGACGGCAGGUGUGAUGCUGCAGAUGUUUAUGCUCAUCUUCAUCAUCAGUGGACUUGUGAUCCUUGGCUAUUGCUGUCAGGUCAGCAAUGAAGGCACCUAUCAGGAGGUUGUUCGAGCCACUUGUGGGAAAGUCACAGGCAUCAUCUGUGAAUUAGCCAUCGCCGUCUACACGUUUGGCACAUGCAUUGCUUUCUUUAUUGUCAUUGGAGACCAGCUGGAUCGUUUGAUUGCUGCAGUGGCUCAUGAAACAGAUGGUUCACCUGAAGGCCACUGGUACACAAACCGGAGGUUUACCAUCGUCGUCACUGCAGUCCUGGUAAUUUUGCCUCUGUCCAUCCCCAAAGAGAUCAGCUUCCAGAAGUAUGCCAGUGCUCUGAGUGUGAUGGGAACCUGGUAUGUUACCGUUGUGAUCAUUGUGAAGUACAUCUGGCCAGACAAAGACAUGAACUCAGACCAUGGUCCAGCCAUUUCUGCUUCCUGGACUGCCGUUUUCAAUGCAAUGCCCACCAUUUGCUUUGGUUUCCAGUGCCAUGUCAGCUGUGUGCCGGUGUUUAACAGCAUGAGGACGAAGGCGAUCAAACCGUGGGGACUUGUGGUCACACUCAGCAUGAUAAUCUGCCUUUUUGUCUACACAGGAACAGGUGUCUGUGGGUUCCUGACCUUUGGCUCCAGUGUGAAUCAGGAUGUGUUGAUCUCUUACCCUUCUGAUGACAUCGCUGUGGCCAUCGCUAGAGCUUUCAUUGUCAUCUGUGUGGUGACUUCCUACCCCAUUUUACACUUCUGUGGCAGGGCGGUUAUAGAAGGGCUCUGGCUGCGUUUCCAAGGCGAGCAGGUGGAGGUGUGUGUUCGCCGUGAGCAGAGGAGGAGGAUCCUGCAGACCCUGGUGUGGUUCAUCGUCACCCUCGUCCUCGCCCUCUUCAUCCCAGACAUCGGCCGUGUCAUCUCGCUGAUAGGAGGACUGGCAGCCUGUUUUAUCUUUGUGUUCCCAGGAUUGUGUUUGAUGCAGGCCAAACUUUCAGAGACAGACAGUCGAUCUACAAGCUGGCACGGAUUGGUGAUCCUUGGUGUUGCAAUGGUUACGCUUGGUGCCUUCAUCUUCGGCCUCACUACAUCCAACUCCAUCUAUCAGGAUGUUGUAAAUUAAAAGGGAUGCUGUUUGUGGAGCCAUUUCUUUCCUCCAUAACAAGAACUUGGGAGAGCUCAGUACUGUGCUGCUCUUCUGGACUGCUGCCCCAUUCACUAAGAUCAGAGUGUUUGGCUAGGCGACCACAACGCCAAUUGACAGAUUUUAUUUUCCUCAUUGAAGUUUAAAGACCUUUUUUAUGUGUUCGACAUCACCUUCCUUUUUCCGGAAGGAAAUAGACUGACUUCCCCCGUCACUGGCCUCUGCAUGAAUGACAUAUACUGUCUGGUUUACAAAAGCAGAAGAACAUUGAUUGGAGGGUUUUUAAAAUCAAAUAGAUUUUUUUUUUUUUUUACAAAAUUGUACCAAUUUGUGAGUUUUACCCUGCAUGUCACCUGUUUAUAACAGAAUGUGAAGAUGUUUCAUGUCCUGGCUUAUAAUCAAAUCCAGGGACUGUAGAUAAAGCCAGUGAAAGAUGAAGCAAUGCGCUUUAGAGGUUAAGCUUGAUUUGGAAAAUACCUUUCAGCCAAAGUUGAACAGUGGGGACAAGGCUAAUGUAUGAUAUUUUAAACCACUAAAUCAUCUAUUUAUUUAGAUGCUGUUUACUUUGGAUUGCAUUUGCACAGAUAGGUAAAACACUCUUAAGCUGUUGUGUAACAAAUAGAGCAGAUCUAACUUCUCUUAGGAGGGCAGACUCUUUUGCUACAGAGGUGUCCAAGGUCAGUCCUCAAGGACUGGUGUCUUGCAUGUUUUAGAUGUUUCCCAGGUUCAGCAUACCUGAAUGAACUGAAUAGGUAAUUAUCAGGUUGGUGCACAACUUGUUGACAUGCUGAGGUCAUUGUAAUUAGCUGUGUUGGAGCAGGAAGACUUAAAACAUAGAGGACACUGGUUCUUGAGGGCUGGGUCUGAUCACCCUUGCCUUGUUGUAAGAGGUAGAUCAACAAUGUUAAGAACCAAGUUAACCUUCACAGAAUGUAACAGGAAAUCAUGUUUACUGUGGAAACACAAGAGGACACCCUCAUC